Molecule: messenger RNA, 2322 nt
Organism: Abrus precatorius (Indian licorice)
Lineage: Eukaryota; Viridiplantae; Streptophyta; Magnoliopsida; Fabales; Fabaceae
Product: aspartyl protease family protein 2-like
Exons: 7
Coding region: 1-2316 (771 amino acids)
Biological process (GO): translation; proteolysis
Cellular component (GO): ribosome; cytosolic large ribosomal subunit
Molecular function (GO): structural constituent of ribosome; aspartic-type endopeptidase activity
Source: RefSeq, a predicted model, not a curated record
AUGGUUUUGAAAGUUCCUCUCAUUGUGGUUAUCCUUGUGAUAUGUUCCUGUGCUGUGGAAGCCAUAUCUGGGAAUCACAAUCUCAACAAAAAUGGAUCUUCUCUGGCUGCAAUAAAGUUUCCUAAUCAUCCAAGUUUCAAUGCUGUCUCUUCUUCUGGGGACACUGAUUGUAGUCUCUCAAAUUCUGAGCAACUUGGGCAUUCUGGACCUACCAUGACAUCAAAUGAAGAGAUUGAUGAUGAUGAUGAUGGUGAAGGUGAAGAGGGUGAGGCUUUUCUAGCUGCAAACCCACACAAGCAAUCGGUGAAACUCCAUUUGAAACACAGGUCGGCGAGCAAAGAUGCUGAACCUAAAAAAUCUGUGAUUGAUUUCACAGUAAGGGAUUUGACCAGAAUUCAGACCCUUCACAGAAGGGUCAUAGAAAAGAAGAAUCAAAACACCGUUUCAAGGCUACAAGAGAAGAAAUCUAAGCCGGUGAUUGCUCCGGCAGCUUCGCCGGAGUAUUUUGGAAGUGGGGUUUCCAGCCAGCUUGUGGCAACCUUGGAAUCAGGGGUGAGUCUUGGCUCAGGUGAGUACUUCAUGGAUGUGUUUGUGGGAACCCCUCCUAAGCACUUUUCUCUGAUACUUGAUACUGGUAGUGACCUUAAUUGGAUUCAAUGUGUUCCUUGUAUGGCAUGUUUUGAGCAAAGUGGGCCUUAUUAUGAUCCUAAAGAUUCUAGUUCUUUUAAGAAUAUAAGUUGUCAUGAUCCUCGGUGCCAAUUGGUUUCAUCCCCGGAUCCACCUAAGCCUUGCAAGAAUGCGAAUCAAACUUGUCCCUACUUUUAUUGGUAUGGAGAUAGUUCCAACACUACUGGUGAUUUUGCAUUGGAAACCUUCACUGUUAAUCUUACAACACCUUCUGGGAAGUCAGAACUCAACCGUGUGGAGAAUGUAAUGUUUGGAUGUGGUCAUUGGAAUAGAGGUCUCUUUCAUGGAGCUGCUGGUUUGCUAGGAUUGGGAAGAGGUCCAUUGUCAUUUGCUUCUCAAUUGCAAUCUCUUUAUGGCCAUUCCUUUUCCUAUUGUCUUGUGGAUAGAAAUAGCAACGCAAGUGUGAGUAGCAAAUUGAUCUUUGGUGAGGACAAGGAGCUUCUUGGCCACCCUAACUUGAAUUUCACUUCUUUUGUUGGUGGGAAAGAGAAUCCAGUUGAUACAUUUUACUAUGUUCAGAUAAAAUCUGUUAUGGUUGAUGAUGAGGUGCUAAAGAUUCCUGAGGAUACUUGGCAUUUGACAGCAGAAGGUGGUGGUGGUACAAUAAUUGAUUCUGGUACCACUCUAACAUAUUUUGCUGACCCUGCUUAUGAGAUUAUAAAGGAGGCUUUUGUGAAGAAAAUUAGAGGCUAUGAUCUCGUUGAAGGCUUUCCUCCUCUAAAGCCAUGUUAUAAUGUGUCUGGUAUUGAAAAGAUGGAGCUACCUGAUUUUGGGAUCUUAUUUGCUGAUGGAGCAGUGUGGAAUUUUCCAGUGGAGAAUUACUUUAUCCAAAUUGAGCCUGAUGUUGUUUGUUUGGCUAUUUUGGGGACCCCUAGAUCUGCCCUUUCAAUAAUUGGAAACUAUCAACAGCAGAAUUUUCACUUACUGUAUGAUACGAAGAAAUCUAGACUUGGGUAUGCACCCAUGAAAUCGAGUAAGGAGGUGCCCAUUCAAAUUUCAAAGCGCGUUGAUUGCGGCAACGAAGAUGCCGUUGACUCUGGACUGCUGACCCGACCACCAAUCUCGGGCUACCCGGAAUCGGAAUCGGUGGAAAUGGUUGCGUUGAGGUUUCACCAGUACCAGGUUGUGGGUAGGGCUCUUCCUACGGAAAACGAUGAGCACCCAAAGAUGUACCGCAUGAAACUCUGGGCCACCAAUGAGGUCCGUGCUAAAUCCAAGUUCUGGUACUUCUUGAGAAAGUUGAAGAAAGUGAAGAAAAGCAAUGGGCUAGUGCUAGCCAUCAAUGAGAUUUUUGAGAAAAACCCAACCAAGAUUAAGAACUAUGGAAUUUGGCUGCGUUAUCAGAGUCGUACUGGCUACCACAAUAUGUACAAGGAAUACCGAGAUACUACUCUAAAUGGUGCUGUUGAGCAAAUGUACAACGAAAUGGCUUCUCGUCACAGGGUGAGGCAUCCAUGCAUUCAGAUCAUUAAGACUGCAACUGUUCCCGCUAAGCUGUGCAAAAGGGAGAGCACCAAGCAGUUUCACGACUCGAAAAUCAAGUUCCCCUUGAUGUUCAAGAAGGUUAGGCCCCCAACUAGGAAGCUGAAGACAACAUACAAGGCAUCCAAGCCCAACCUGUUUAUGUGAUUCAGU